Messenger RNA from Diutina rugosa, 555 nucleotides. RefSeq lists its product as uncharacterized. The record is from RefSeq and is a predicted model, not a curated record. The transcript has a single exon. Bases 1 to 555 code for a protein of 184 amino acids. NCBI's taxonomy places the organism in Eukaryota, Fungi, Ascomycota, Pichiomycetes, Serinales, Debaryomycetaceae.
AUGGUGCUUACAAGUGCUCAACGAGGAGACAAGGUGGAAGGGUGGAAUGACUGUCCUGUGGUCAGUGCUAGCAGUCUGACCUCGCUGGUGACCAAAUCAAAACGAACACGCGUGUACCACACUUCAAACAACAACCUGGUUAGCGAUCUCAAUCACGCCACGGUGUCCAGCCCGCCCCCGUCCACCGCCAGUCUUGCCGUGAUCUCUCCGCCUACGCCUCCACCGACGUCUCUGUCAACACUGUCCCUGGAAGUUCCUGCCGAAACUGAAGAUAAAGUGACACCGUUAUUGAAGUCUCUGGAUCCUAAAGAGCUUCUCGAACAAGUCUUAGCGAAGACAAAGCUACUGGACAAAGAGAAGGCGUUCUAUGAAGCAAAGAUACCCCUUGACACGAUGAACGCUACGCAUAAGGAGUUUGUUGCUACACUCCUCGGGCGUGCCUUGAUUGGCGAAAACCUCACAGUGCUCAAAAAGGAUUUGGUAGAGUUUAUGGUGUGUAGUGAUGGUGUCAGUAGCUGGUGCUCGGCAUUGAAGAAGAUCUUGUCAUCUAUUUGA